UACCCGCGCUCAGUCGCCAGGUAGUGAGCGGACAGGUGAGGUGCGCACUGGAGCCCCGACGCCGCCACCACCACCACCACACAACCCGCCCGUCAUCCCUCCCUCCUUCCCUCCCAUACUCAUUCUCCACCACGUGCUGACGGACUCCUGAUCCUAAACCUUAAGCUGUCCAAUUUCUGCUCCUCCCACUCCUCCUCCUCCUCCUUAUCCUUCACCGUUGCAUCACUCCUACCUCUUAAUCCUCAAACACCUCCUCAUCCUUCCUCGUGAUCCUACUCAAGCUCUACCUCCUUCCCCUCCUUCGCCCCCUCAUUCCCAUCGUCUGAGCCUCCCCGAAAGCCAAUGAGUCCCGUCAGUGUGCCCGCGGGAUGACAGCUGCGCGUGCCACCAAACAAGCGUGCGCCGUUCAUCCAGUGCCGCCUCUACACGUGUUUUGGUGACCCGCGCGGCGCCUCCGUCAGUUUCUAGUCACCCGCGUCAGGAGAAGAGAGAAGAUUAGUGAUGUGAUGACUUGGUGACGCUGCCUACCUCACCUCGCCCUCGUCCUGGUGUUUGCAAGCUCCCUCCUCACCUGUAUCAUCAGCAUCACCGCCUCGCUUACCACCUGCCGCCACACCUGUUGAAAUUUCGUGUCGCCGAGCACCUGUGUCUGCAGCCGCGUGUGUCAGUGCCUUCAGAGCUCCGCCACCAUGCAGUCCACCCCCGUCGGCGGCUUCAGCGUGUUCCCCCGCGCAUCGCUGGCCGUGGGCGCCCCAUCCCUCCUCACCUACCAGAUGCUGGCGGCACAAGCCCCGGGGGAUACGCCGCCCCAGUACCCGCUUCUCCACUCCCCUUUCUUCCUGCCCAUCCACCAUACCCGCAGCCCCGUGUUCUCUGCACACUCCCCUGUGGAAGGGGAAAUACAGCGGCCUAUAAACAGUCCUCCUGGCGCAGAGGAGGCCGAGGGCGGCACGGCACGGAAUUCCCCCUCCUCGCCGCCAACACAUGCCUCCCUCAGACUGACGGCCGUCAUCGACGCCCACCCCACAACACACUGCACCAGCCCCAGGAGGAGCCCCAUCGAGGAGGAGGCGAGCAGGAGGGAGACACCGCUGGACCUCACCACCAAGAAGCGUCCAGCGAGCAGUGCCUCAACCACGCCCCCGGUGGGCACCUCAGGGGAAGGUGUGGAUGCUCCUUCUGAUACAUUAAGAGGCUCAGCAGACAGGCAGGACACUAAGACUGAGGAGUCACAGAAAGCGCGGCCCCGCCAGGCCCACCCGUUCCUCAGGAUAAGUGAGUUACUGAAAGACUCCCCCUCCAGCAGCCCCGCCCCGCUCCCGCCCACGUCCUGCACCGAUGCCCCUGCCAAGCUGCCCCUGGUGUACCCGCGUCCCCUCCAUCCCGCCUCGCUGCUGGACAUGUACCGCAGCUUUGAUCUGCCAGUGUUUCCUGGCUGGGGCGGCGCACCCCCGCCCCGCCACCCACUCUUCGCCUCCAUGCCCCGCGCCUCCCUUCCUCCCUUGCCCGUACCCCCGGUGCGUCCCCUUGGACUUGACUUCUUCAAGAAUCACCUGCCCGGCGCUGCGCGACCCUACACUGACCUGUCCCGGCCGUACAGUGACCUGCUGAGUCCCCACCUGCCGCGAGGCGCCAAGGACCGCUACUCGUGCAAGUUCUGCGGCAAGGUGUUCCCUCGCUCGGCCAACCUGACGCGGCACCUGCGGACACACACGGGCGAGCAGCCGUACAAGUGCAAGUACUGCGAGCGGUCGUUCAGCAUCUCGUCCAACCUGCAGCGGCACGUGCGCAACAUCCACAACAAGGAGAAGCCCUUCAAGUGCCCGCUGUGUGACCGCUGCUUCGGCCAGCAGACCAACCUGGACCGGCACCUCAAGAAGCACGAGCUCGAGGGUCCCAACCCGCCGGACUCCCCCGAGGCGCCGGACUCCAGCAGUGCGGGCGUCACCCUUGACAAAACGGACGAGGCGGCGGCGGACGACACCCUGACAGAGGCGUCCAGUGACGGCGAGACGAGCGGCACUGAGGGGCGCGGCACCACGCCCCUUACGUUGGAGCACGACGGCAGCAGCCCCGUGGCCGGCGGCAGCCCCACGUCGCUGCUGCUGCCGCCGCUGCAGGAGCAGGAGCCCCCACAAAAGCGCCCCAGGCUAGAGUAGCAGCAGUUAUGGGCCAUGAACUGGCAGCCUGAUGCCCCCCCCCCCCCCCCCCCCCCUCAACGCCACCUCGUGAAAGACUCACUCUAGUCACCAACGUUACCUCACCAAAGAACGCCCGCCGGCCGUCCUGCUGGCGUCCCGGCCUCUCCUCGCCCACACCAAAGGUUGGCGUCUGUAUCCGUACAGACAGAGUCGUUCAGUGCGAUGCGAGUGUCGUCACUCUAAACGUUGAACUCUAUAUCAGGUGUGUGAAGUGUGUGAGUGUGUGGACCGCUGGCGGGGCCCGCCACCCACCCACUUAGUUAGUCAAUCAGUCAGUCAGUCAGGUGACAUGUGUACUGAAGUUCCUCGUUUGACUAUAAUUUUUUUUACAAAGUUCAUUGUAUGAAUGAAAUGGUUACACGAUGGUUUGUAAUAAAUGAACAUUUUGUAA
Eriocheir sinensis (Chinese mitten crab) is the source of this 2592-nucleotide messenger RNA. RefSeq names its product transcription factor hamlet-like. Gene Ontology annotation, biological process: regulation of DNA-templated transcription. Gene Ontology annotation, molecular function: RNA polymerase II cis-regulatory region sequence-specific DNA binding; DNA-binding transcription factor activity, RNA polymerase II-specific. The record is from RefSeq and is a predicted model, not a curated record. Bases 690 to 2159 code for a protein of 489 amino acids. The transcript is spliced from 2 exons. Lineage: Eukaryota; Metazoa; Arthropoda; Malacostraca; Decapoda; Varunidae.